Vitis vinifera (wine grape) is the source of this 1296-nucleotide messenger RNA. RefSeq names its product protein OXIDATIVE STRESS 3 LIKE 1. The coding region runs from base 261 to 1088 and encodes 275 amino acids. NCBI's taxonomy places the organism in Eukaryota, Viridiplantae, Streptophyta, Magnoliopsida, Vitales, Vitaceae. The record is from RefSeq and is a predicted model, not a curated record. The transcript is spliced from 2 exons.
UAAAUUUUAUUUUAUAAAAGCGUGCUAAUGCCAAGAUGAGGAUAAGGUCCUUCCUCGUCUCUUUUGAUUCUCUUUCUCUCUCUAAAGCUCUUACUUUCUCUCUCUACAAAUUCUCCAUAGCUCCACAAGUGCCAGCCACGUGCGGGCUUCUUCUUCUUCGAAUCACCUAUUAAUUCCACUGCAUCGAUGCUACUGUUGAUUUCGUGCUGAAUUUGAGCUUUUAAAUUUUUUUUUUUUUUAUAAUUUGAGUAUUUUGGACGAUGUCGAUUGCGUUUGAGAGCGGUGGAGGUAGUGGGAUCGAACGGUCAGGGUUUGUCCACGGGAUGUCGUGUAUUUCGAUCUUCGAUUCGCCGGAGGCCGGAGUCUUUUCCAGUGAUCGGAGGUUUCCGUCGGGCGUGGAGGAGAGGGAGGAGGGGUUGGAUUCGUGUAGCUCGUCGUCGAUCGGGAGGAAUAGUGACGCUUCAGGAGGGUCGUCGGAAGGAGAGGAUUCCGGCGAGACGGAGGUGCAGAGCUCGUAUAAAGGGCCGUUAGAGACUAUGGAUGCCUUGGAGGAUGUUUUAGUGGUCAAGAAAAGCAUAUCUAAGUUCUACAAUGGAAAAUCAAAAUCCUUCACAAGUCUAGCUGAUGUAUCAGCGUCUUCCUCUGUUAAGGACCUUGCUAAGCCUGAAAAUGCCUAUGCCAAGAAACGCAAGAACUUGCUUGCUUACAGUAACUUCUGGGACAAGAACCGGAAUUGCCCAUGGAGAAGCAAUGCUGGUGGGAUAUCAAAGAGACCCCUCAUCUCUUCCCGAAGUACAUUGGCCCUUGCAGUGACCAUGAGCAGUUCCGAGAGUGGUAAUUACUGUGACGAUUCCAACUGCAGCUCCAACCUGAGCUCCUCACAUUCCCCUUCUCUUCCACCUCUGCACCCACAAGCCAAGAAGUCAUCUAACAAUGCACCAUCAUCAUCGCCACCUUCUCAACAGAAAUUCCCUCCUUGGCGGUCGUUCUCCCUUUCCGAUCUACAGGGCAUGGAUGCUGCAACUCCUGGCAUCACUGGGCUUGCAGGUAAUAACAACAGAGAGAGGGACAAUGAACUACAACAUUGACAAAAGGUUUAGCUCUGACUAUGUUUUUCAGACUAUGACUGUGAAGUUUGAAGAAUGUUUCAUGGUGUUGUGGUUGUGGUUGUGGUUGUGGUUUGAUGAUUCUGUGAGACUUUGCCCAUUCCCCAUUCCACUUGUAGCAUUAGGUUACCCUGUUAGGGCAUCUUGAUUGAUAAUCAUAAUAUAAUGGCAGCAAUACGGUUUCUUUUUU